Messenger RNA from Capsaspora owczarzaki ATCC 30864, 3301 nucleotides. RefSeq lists its product as hypothetical. The record is from RefSeq and is a predicted model, not a curated record. Gene Ontology annotation, biological process: iron-sulfur cluster assembly. The transcript is spliced from 16 exons. NCBI's taxonomy places the organism in Eukaryota, Filasterea, Ministeriida, Capsasporidae. The coding region runs from base 35 to 3199 and encodes 1054 amino acids. Gene Ontology annotation, cellular component: cytosolic [4Fe-4S] assembly targeting complex.
UCUCAUUCUUGAUUCUGUUGUCAGAGCAAAAGCCAUGUCUGCUGCGCUGAGUGAGCUUGUUGCCAAAGCGUUGAGCGCUGCGCCUGGGCUCGACGGUCGCGACGCCGCCCUCCGCCUCGCCCAGUUUAUUGCAGAAGACACAUCCCGCCUCACUACCCUGGUCGAGCACCUUGCGCCGCAACUCACGGCGUCCGCUGGCGAUCUGCGAAUCCGCGGCACGCAGCUCCUUGCCAAUGUGCUCAAGGCGGUCGAUCGCGAAAACCCAUCCUCCGUCCCGCUCGCGCGAGUGCUGCCCAUCGUGCAGAUCGAGCUGCUCGUCGCAUUCUUUAUCGACAGACUGCGCGACUUGCCGUGUGUCCCGCAUGUUCUCGACGCGCUGACUACGCUGGCCUCUGAGACCAACUUGAGCAAAGAGCACAUUCUCAGCAUUCUUCGAACCAUGUUCGCAGAAGUGCACGUUCCAACCCUGCCAUUCGGGGCUCGCUACGCGGCCCUCAACCUGCUCCUUGUGAUUGUGCAGCGCUACCUGGGAUUUGCACAGACGGCCGGCGCCGAUUUUGUCUACGGGCUUGUUCAGGCCAUUGACGGCGAAAAGGACCCUCGCAACCUGCUGCUCGCCUUCAAACUCCACGUCCUCGCCAUCCGCCACUUCCCGUUCAACAUGUUUGUGGAGGACCUGGCAGAGGUCGUGUCGGUGUACUUUCCAAUCACCUUCUCUCCGCCGCCCAACGAUCCUUACGGCAUCACUCGAGAGGAGCUGGUGCUCGCGCUGCGCGACUGCUUUGUCGUGUCCCCGCUGCUCGCACCCUUCCUCCUUCCAACUAUUCUCGAAAAGCUGGCCUCCACCAGCGCCAAGGUUCAAUCCCUCCAGACGCUCACUGCCUGUGCGUCUGCCUUUGGCAAGGUCGGCCUCGCGCCCUUCUUGCUGGAGAUUGGAACCCAAUUGCGCGGCGAAAUGUUCCACACUGGUGAAGAAGACGUCGAAAAGGCAAUUUUGGAGACGAUGACGGCCAUCUCCCGAGUGAUUUCUAGCGGUCAAGACCAGUCGCUGUUUGUGACCUUCAUGCAGCCCAUGAUUGUUGAAUGCGCGCGUCACCUGAAAGAACCCGAGCUGAAGCUGGCACAUCCGAGUGCCUCACUCUUGCAAGCGGCAGCAGUGGCGAGCAGUUCCGCAUGCGAGUUUGUUCUCCUCAACUCCAUUCCAAUGCUUUCGGAGCAAUAUAAUGCUGCCACAGAUGUCACAGUGAAGCGUGCCAAUCUCGAUCUGCUGCUUGGUUUCUUGAAGGCGUCGAAGAGCCUGCAAGUGACCAACGAGCAGCAUCCCCUGGCGACGUACAGCUCCGUGCUUGCCUCCAUCUUUCAAAGCGCAGUCUCGCACGAGCACCCGAACGUUCGCUGCGCUGGCAUCACCGGCCUUGUUGGAUUGCUCAUUGUCCAGGGCGUAGCCACUGCCGAACAGAUUUCGUCGAGCCUGUCAACCUUUUUGCGCUUGGCCACGUUGGAUCUCGAACAAAUUGUUCGCACUCAGGCGACAGCCGCGCUGGCGGUGACGGUCAAUGCCGAAGUUGCAGAUUUGGUGCUGACCUCACUCUCAGAGUCGCUCACGACCGUGACGCUCGAGCAAGCUGCAGCUCGUAAACAGCUCUGGGUCAUUCUCACUGAGAUUUCAAACACGCCGCCUCUCCUUCGCCGCACAGCGCCCUUGUUCUUGAAUCAGCUGCAGACGCUGCUGGCCAGUGCCGUUGCGAUGCCGAUGGACACGUCGACCACUUCGUCGCCCUCGGCCGCAGCAUCAUCGUCGCCCGAGCAAGUCGAGUUUGAGGUUGUCCUCGAAUCAGUGGCCAACAUUGUCGCCAAGGGUGCGUCGCAACAGCAAGAAGUCGCCCUCCGUCCGUCGACAUUGGCAGAAACAAUCCUUUUGCCCGUGCUGAGCCUCGCUUUCAGUCUGUCUGCCGAGCCAGGAACAUUGGGUGGUGUUGUUUCUACCAACCAGUCAGUUGUUGAAACGCUGGCACGCAUUGUGCGAAACAUUGUUUGUGCCGCCUCGGUUCAAGAUUGCUCGUCGCAACUCUCCACUGCUGUGCAAACCGCUUUUGCGGCUCUCACUGACCCGACCACCUCGCCCAUUCGAUCGGUGGAUGUGAAUGCCGCGACCUCCCGCAAGAUUCUUGUGGCUUCGGCAGUUCUCUGCUGUGGCCCGCGUGAGCUUGUCCUGUCACUUCAAUCGGAUUUCGCUGCAAUGCUGCCUAAAAUCACUCUGCUGGCACUACAUUCGCCCGAUGCGGACACUCGGCGUUAUUGCUGCAUGAUGGCAGGAGCAAUCAUCAACCAUUUGGAAGAUCAAGACCUGUCCAAGCAUGUUGAAACUGCUCUGCUCCCGCAGCUCGAGCAACUUUUGCGCGCUGCCUGCACCGCUGCCCCUGCAACAGCAGCGCAAGACCAGCAACAGCGAGCUGCGCUGGCACUGUGGAUUUGGAUUACCAAGGCUCUCUUCAUCCGCGGGCAUGCCCUUGGAGACCGCAUGGUUUCGCUGCUGCUGACGGACUGUGUUCGAGCUCCGCUCUUAGCAGACGUCGCUGCCGCCCCUUCCUCCUUUGCCCAGCAGGCUGCGGAAAGCAUGCAUACCAUUUUGACGGACAGCGAAGAAGUAUUGAGCAAGCGCACGCGAGCAAACUUCCGGAUCAUGUACAAGCAGCGUCUCUUUACAUCCAAGUCGGCCUUGAUUGUCCAAGGCUAUGCCGCGACAGAUGAUGAACACAAGCAAUUCUAUCUUACAGCCCUUUCGCACAUGCUCCAGAACGUCCCCAAGCAGGUUUUGCUGACAGAGCUGCCUUCGCUGCUGCCUCUUCUGUUCCAGUCGCUUUCACACGCGAACGUGGGCCUGCGACUCUCAACCAUCAACUCGGUCUAUCUCCUUUUGUUUGAUGCUCCUGCGCUUCUCGCUUCGCACACCCCCACGCUGAUCAAGCACAUGAUGGCGCUCUCGACGUCUCCGGAUUCAAUGAAACUGCGCAUUGCGGCGCUGCAAUGCUUGGGAUUGAUGGCAACCGCGCUUCCCGCACAAGCAACCUUCCCCAGCCGAAAUGUCGUCGUAUCCGGCUUGGCGAAGGCUGUGGAUGACCCCAAGCGCCUUGUUCGUGUUGAAGCAGUCAAGGCACGCAACGAAUGGUACUUGCUAGUCAAGUCGACCAAAGGCUGAGCAGCUGUUGCUUGUGCUUUUUGAUGGUUUGUGCUUUUCUUGUUUUGAUUGAUAAUGCAUCAACCCCCGCUGAUCAACAAGUACAAGCAAAUUAACAAGGGA